Messenger RNA from Eleginops maclovinus (Patagonian blennie), 1795 nucleotides. Its product is annotated as transmembrane protease serine 2-like. Gene Ontology annotation, biological process: protein autoprocessing. Gene Ontology annotation, molecular function: protein binding; serine-type endopeptidase activity. The transcript is spliced from 13 exons. The record is from RefSeq and is a predicted model, not a curated record. NCBI's taxonomy places the organism in Eukaryota, Metazoa, Chordata, Actinopteri, Perciformes, Eleginopidae. Gene Ontology annotation, cellular component: membrane. The coding region runs from base 249 to 1649 and encodes 466 amino acids.
AACCGCUGAAGUGUGAGGAGUGGCCACUCUGAACAUCAGAUACACUCUUUGUGUUUAUCGCCGUGGUGUGAAAACUCAGAGCAGAAGAGGAGGAGAUGCUAGAGACCAGAAUUAUAUCUUUCAAAAACGUCUCUUUUAGCUUUAAUGACUCUUGGACUGGACCAGAUUAUUUACAUGCAACUUUCUCAGGAAGACCCUUCCCGCUGCAUCCAUCAGUAAAUCAUAAGGUUUAGUUGUUGAAACUGAAAAUGACGACCAAUCCGUACCUCGACUCGGGUUCUUGUUUUAUCGGUGAAGACGGGGGGAGGGAACUCCCUCCAGCCGAUCGAUCUGAUGUUCAGCCGCAGUAUGUUCAUCAUCUGGCCCCGAAACCUCCACCUGAGAUCAGUCCCUCCAUCCCCAAACGCAAAGGUGUGAAACAGAGGUGUGUGAGGUUCACUGUGGUCGCUGUGAUCUGCCUGCUGCUGCUCACACUGAUCACUGGGAUCCUCCUGGCUUAUUACUUCUCCUCGCCCUGCGUGCACGGGAGGCAGUGUGGGGACGGCAGCUGUGUGUGGGAGUCUCAGUGGUGUGACGGGGUGAAGGACUGCCCUGCAGGCCAGGACGAAGCAAGCUGUGUGCGGCUGCAUGGCUCCAGCUUCCUGCUGCAGGUCUACUGGACUCAGGGUAAGAACUGGAGGAGCGUUUGUUCUCAGGGCUGGAGCGAGCAGCAGGGCAGAGCCAGCUGCCAGGACGUCGGAUACAGCAGGGGCACAUACUUUAAAUCAGGCCACCAGCAGACUGACGCUGAUGAUGGAUUCUUAAUAUUAAAGACUGACCUUAACCCUGAAUCACCCAUAAUGCAUCAGCUCGUGCUCAGCAAAACCUGUCCCAACAACAGUGUGGUGACAUUGCAUUGCACUGACUGUGGGAGGGGGGUGAACUCCAGCAGGGCCUCAGGUGUGCAGCAGGCCUCUCCAGGGGCCUGGCCCUGGCAGGUCAGCCUGAGGGUCGGGGGCUCCCACCGCUGUGGAGGAGCCGUCAUCUCCCCCUACUGGAUCCUCACUGCAGCACACUGUGUGGCAUGGACCUCUGGUGCUGCAGACUGGCUGGUGUAUGCUGGAGUCGUGCGUCCUUCAGACACUCUGUUUAACCCUGCUUACACUGUGAGCCGCAUCAUAACCCACGAAGGCUUCAACAGCAUCACGCACAGCAACGACAUCGCUCUGAUGAGGCUCUCCAAACCCCUGCACAUCACAGCCUCCAGUGAUAUCGGAGCUGUGUGCCUCCCAAACGUUGGUGUUUACGUCUCUGCUCCUCAGAAAGGCUGGAUAACAGAGUUUAGUCGCACCGUAAACACAGGCGCUCCUCACCUGAUGGAGGCUCAGGUUUCUCUUGUUGAUGCUGCAAACUGCAACCGCUCCGUCUCUUACAAUGGGAGGAUAACUCAGGACAUGCUCUGUGCCACAGAAGCAGACGAAGGAAUCAACAUGUGCCACACUGACAGCGGCGGCCCUAUGGUGUCCCUGAAAGACGGAGUAUGGUGGCUCAUAGGGGACAAUAUUUGGGGGGAACACUGCAACGAGCAGAACAGACCAAGAGUUUAUGGCAGCGUCACCUACUUCCUGGACUGGAUUUAUCAUCAGAUGAAGAAGCAUCAAGAUGGCUGAUAACGGAACCAACGACUUCAGAUUCCUUUUUUUUUUUUUACAGAGAAACAUAACUUAUUGUCUAUAUAUUCCUUUUAUCGGUUGCUGUUCAUUCAUAAUUUAAUGCAGAAUGUUUUGCUCAAAUACAUGUCAGAAGCUCAAAUUCA